This is a messenger RNA of Hydatigera taeniaeformis, 915 nucleotides long. Lineage: Eukaryota; Metazoa; Platyhelminthes; Cestoda; Cyclophyllidea; Taeniidae. The record is from the annotation of a GenBank genome assembly.
AUGGACGGGGCUUCAGGUAAUCACUUUGCCGCCGCUCAGAUUAGCACCUACAUUGAAAAAGAAGAACUGAUCCAAUUCACGAAAAAUACUACCUCAAGCAAUUCACAGCUUUCUAUUGACCUUGUUGAACCUCUACAUCACCUUAUCAACAAUCUUAAUUUUGCUCCUGUGAAAGUUUUCCUCUAUCUCUCCUCGGCUGCAGGAAAACCGCUUUUGGACAGCUGGAAAAACAUAAUUACUGUUCUAGGAAAACUAGUGGGACAGCACUUUACUCCUCAGAGGACUCACGAACAUAUCGCGAUCAAACUUCACCUCCUCUGCUCUACUGUUAAGCAUGCUGGAGAAUACUUGGAAGCAGAGCAUGGUGGUAAAGUCGUCAAUGAAGGCAAAACUGCCCCCUUUGUUCUCGAACCCUUAAUUAAGGUCUUUCUCCGUGGUGUUGACCCUCAUGGUCUGCCGAAGGGGCAGGAGGCAUUCCUUCGUAAGUGUCUUGUGUCAUUUCCUCACACGGAAUCGACCCUAUGGCGACAGACGGUGACUCAAAUAAGCGGAUUGGAGGUGGGUCAGGCGCCGACUUGUCUCACCAUUCUCGAGAAUUCGAUCAACGGUUUCACGUCCUUCUCGCGCAGUACCUCGCGCGACGGUGUCAUCAACGAACCCUGCGCCACCUGCUCCGAUGUGUCCGGCUAUGCUAUCAACCUCCAAGUGAAGUGGUGUUCACGUUGUCACGAGGUUGCCUACUGUUCGGUAGCUUGCCAGAAGCUGCAUUGGUUCACGCAUAAAAAGUACUGCCCCAUUCUCAAAGAACACCAUGAAUCCGUCGCGAGAAGUUUAUCAUCAAAGAAAAAGGCUAAGCCGACUGAGGAUGAGAUAUCCAGCUUUGAAGAGGAAAUAUCCACAUAUUUGCCCCACUGA